CCCCACUCAGGUACCAUUACUUUUUAGGUUUUUCUUUUUCAGGUUAAAUUUACACACCUUGAAAUUUACAUGCAGUUUAAAAUCUUUAAGUGAGGAGAUGUCAAUUUUUAUGAUUUCAACUGCCAGACUUUAUCAUGUGUAGUUAAUUUGUUGAAUAAGCUAGUCUUUCUCCUCUGAUUUAAAUAUAGUCUUAUGUUACGUUAAAAGCUAAUAUUUAAUUAGGUUACCUCUGUCUUUUGUAAUCAGAUUCAUUGGGGUCUACAUUACACUUGAGUUCGAUGAGUUCUGACAAAUGUGUGUACCAUUUCACCCCGGUCAAGGACACGGACCUCUUCCAUCACCCCAAAAGUUCCCGUGCCCUUCCUAUCCCCGCCCCCACCCGGCUCAGAGCCACUGACCUGCUUCCUGUGGCGGUAGAUUAAUGUUCGUGGAGGAUUAAUGUUCCUGGAGUCCCUCCCGUAGGAGGGAGCCAUGCCACACAGGGCUGGCUCUCGUCACUGUGUUUCACGUGGGUGGCCGUGCAGUGGGAUCACUGCUUUGUACGGCUGUCUCAUUUUCCGCUGUAAGGAUGGGCCACAUCUGUGUAUCGACCACCAGGGGAAGACAUUUGGACAUUCCAGGACAGGUCUGUGUGGAUGCACGUUUUUCUUUCUCCCAGUUAAAUACCUCGGAGAGGAGUUGCAGUCACGUGGUAAAUGCGUUUGGUUAUAAGACGUGGCCAAAUUCUUUUCCACAGUUGCCGUGCUGUUUGGGGAGCAUCCUAGUCAUUCUGUGCCAUGUUCUGGUUGCCCCACAGUAUACCACCUCUGGACGACAGCUGGCUGCUUCCGUCUCACUGUCAGAAGCCUGUAAUUCAGGCCCAGCCCGCUGUCCAUCUUCUGCCCCCGUGACUGACCAGGCCCCUGUCCUGCAGAUGGUGCAGUCGCUGGGUUUCGCCAUCUACCGUGCGCUGGACUGGGGGCUGGACGAGAGCGAGGAGCGGGAGCUCAGCCCUCAGCUGGAGCGGCUCAUCGACCUGAUGGCCAACAAUGACUGCGACGACGGCGGCAGUGGGGUGGCGGACGAGGGCUACGGGGGCCCGGAGGAGGAGGACGAGGCCGAGGGCGGCCCCCGGGCCGUGCGCACCUUCGCGCAGGCCAUGCGUCUGUGCGCCGCACGCCUGACCGACCCCCGGGGCGCACAGGCCCACUACCAGGCCGUGUGCCGUGCGCUCUUCGUGGAGACACUGGAGCUGCGGGCCUUCCUCGCCAGGGUCCGCGAGGCCAAGGAGAUGCUACAAAAGCUUCGGGAGGACGAGCCACAGGCAGAGAGGCCCCUGGCGGAGCUUGACAACCUGGGGCACACAGACUGGGCCCGACUCUGGGUCCAGCUCAUGCGGGAGCUCCGCCAUGGAGUGAAGCUGAAGAAGGUGCAGGAGCAGGAGUUCAACCCGCUGCCCACCGAGUUCCAGCUCACGCCCUUCGAGAUGCUCAUGCAGGACAUUCGUGCCAGGAAUUACAAACUGCGCAAGGUCAUGGUCGAUGGGGACAUUCCUCCCAGGGUGAAGAAGGACGCCCACGAACUCAUCCUGGACUUCAUCCGCUCCCGGCCUCCCCUGAAGCAGGUCUCGGAGAGAAGGCUCCGCCCACUACCCCAGAGACCGAGGACCCUGCACGAGAGGAUGCUGGAGGAAGUCAAGCAGGAGCGCAGGCUGCGCCCUGUGGGGGGGUUUGGCUCUCUGCCCUGCAUCCUCAACGCCUGCUCUGGGGACCUCAAGUCCACCUCCUGCAUCAACCUGUCCACUACGGAUGCGGGGGGCAGCACCCAACGCCCACGGCCCCGAGUCCUGCUCAAGGCACCCACCUUGGCAGAGAUGGAGGAGAUGAACACGUCUGAGGAGGAAGAGUCUCCAUGUGGGGAGGUGACACUGAAGCGGGACCGCUCCUUCUCAGAGCAUGACCUUGUCCAGCUCCGGAAUGAAGUGGCCUCUGGUCUGCAGCCUGCCACUCAUGCCCUAGGAGGCUUGGAGCCAUCUCGGGCCCGCGCAGGCAGCAUGAAGUCCUGCAGGCCGAGCCCGCAGGAACAGGGUUCCUUCUCUGUGAGCGUCCAGUCCCAGCCUGACCCCAGCUCCUCCCGACCCAGUGACCUGGGCACAGCUGAGAACAGGCCAGAGGCCUCUGCGGCCCCAGAUGCCAAUCACCUGUGGCUGGAGUUCAGCCACCCCGUGGAGAGCCUCGCUCUGACCGUGGAGGAAGUGAUGGGCGUGCGCCGCGUGCUGGUGAAGGCUGAGAUGGAGAAGUUCCAGCAGGACAAGGAGCUCUUCAGCAGCCUGAAGAAGGGGAAGAUUUGCUGCUGCUGCCGAACCAAAUUCUCGCUGUUCUCCUGGCCGCCCACCUGUCUCUUUUGCAAGAGAGCGGUCUGCACUUCCUGUAGCAUAAAGAUGAAGACGCCUUCUAAGAAGUUUGCACACAUCCCCGUCUAUACGCUGGGCUUUGAGAGUCCUCAGAGGGCGUCAACUGCCAAAACCACGACCACACAGAGAAGAGACGUCUUCCAGUCCUUGCAGGGGUCUCACUGGUCAAGUGUGGAGGCGGCGUUCCCGCACAUCUACGCCCACGGCUGCGUCCUGAAGGACGUCUGCAGCGACUGCACAAGCUUCGUGGUGGACGUUGUGCGCUCCAGCCGCAAGAGCGUGGACGCUCUCAACACCACCCCUCGCCGUGCCCGCCAGACCCAGUCCCUCUACAUCCCUGACACCUGGACUCUAGACUUCAAGUGACAGCCCUUGGCCACCCCGGGCCAGCUGGGAAACUCCCCGUCCUGGGCACUGCGGCCGGCCUGCCAGCCCGCGAGUGUGCAUGUACAUAUAUACAUACGCAGAUAGUUUUCUGUAAUAUACACACAGCCUAUAUAUUUAUACGCGUGCUUCCAGCCCCAUGGUCCGCUUGGGGUCAGGCUUACUUCCAGGACUCUCCCUGGGAGGCUGUUUCCUCUGAGGAUUCCUUGGGUGGGGUGGGGACAAGACAGGAUGGGAAGGGCAGUUGGAGGUAGGGCAGAGGAUGCUGGGGCUCAGGGGACACCCUGCCCCAUGUUUGUUCUCUUCAUCCCCUCCCUGGGUAGACACUUCUGGACCCACCUAGGGAGCCUGAGUGAACUGAGAUUCUCCCAAGCAGGUGCCUGAGACACAUGCCCUUGUGGGGGUUGGGGGGGGGUGCAGGUCGGAGGCCACACUCACUUCCUGCCUGACAUCCAUGCCCUGCAGUACUGGGAGGAGCCCUGUCAGUUUGUAUUCACUGCCACUCUUGGCCUAAUAAAGGUGGUUUCAGUGUCUGGCC
Messenger RNA from Hipposideros armiger (great roundleaf bat), 3314 nucleotides. RefSeq names its product spire type actin nucleation factor 2 (gene SPIRE2). Gene Ontology annotation, molecular function: actin binding; microtubule binding. The transcript has 13 exons. The coding region runs from base 569 to 2758 and encodes 729 amino acids. Gene Ontology annotation, biological process: cleavage furrow formation; actin nucleation; establishment of meiotic spindle localization. Gene Ontology annotation, cellular component: cytoplasmic vesicle membrane; cell cortex. The record is from RefSeq and is a predicted model, not a curated record. NCBI's taxonomy places the organism in Eukaryota, Metazoa, Chordata, Mammalia, Chiroptera, Hipposideridae.